Dioscorea cayenensis subsp. rotundata (Guinea yam) is the source of this 1792-nucleotide messenger RNA. Its product is annotated as beta-glucosidase 6-like. Lineage: Eukaryota; Viridiplantae; Streptophyta; Magnoliopsida; Dioscoreales; Dioscoreaceae. The record is from RefSeq and is a predicted model, not a curated record. Gene Ontology annotation, biological process: carbohydrate metabolic process. Gene Ontology annotation, molecular function: beta-glucosidase activity.
UUUGCCAAUGUGAGUUGGAGUGAAGGGGAGUUGUAGCAUAGAUUGGCAUUGCACAUGGUUCUCUUUGUUCCUUUGUGUGUGUGUAUCUGUUGUAUGUCACUGUGAGUUGGAGUGAAGGAGAGUUUUAGUCUAUAUAUAUAUAUAUAUAUAUAUAUAUAUUGCAUAUAGAUUCUCUACCAACAUAAAGUGUUUGCAUGAAAAUGGAGUUCAGGAGAGGAUUGUUUGGGUUUAUAUUUGUUGUCUGGGGAAUUCAAGCAUGUUUGGUGGCAAGCCAAGGAUUGAGUAGGGGGAGUUUUCCCAAAGGGUUUGUCUUUGGCACUGCUUCUUCAGCUUAUCAGUAUGAGGGAGCAGUGAAAGAAGAUGGAAGAGGACCUACUGUUUGGGAUACAUUUGCUCACACUUUUGGCAAGGUGAUUGAUUUUAGUAAUGCUGAUGUUGCUGUUGAUCAGUACCACAGAUUUGAGGAAGAUGUGCAACUCAUGGCAGACAUGGGAAUGGAUGCUUAUCGGUUUUCGAUUGCUUGGUCUCGUCUUUUUCCGAAUGGCACUGGAACAGUAAAUCAAGCUGGAGUUGAUCACUAUAAUAGAGUUAUCAAUGCAUUGUUAGCCAAAGGAAUUGAACCAUAUGUGACACUCUAUCAUUGGGAUUUGCCUCAAGCUUUGGAAGACAAGUACAAUGGAUGGCUUGGUUCUCAGAUAAUAAAUGAUUUCGCAAAUUAUGCAGAGACAUGCUUUAAGAUGUUUGGAGACAGAGUGAAGUAUUGGAUUAGUUUUAAUGAACCUCAUACUUUCGCUAUCCAAGGUUUUGAUGUCGGAUUACAAGCGCCCGGUCGUUGCUCCAUUCUGCUACGGCUCUUUUGUAGAGCAGGGAAUUCGGCGACUGAACCUUACAUUGUUGCUCAUCAUGUUCUUAUUGCUCAUGCAACUGCUGCUGAUAUUUACAGAAAAAAAUAUAAGGCAGCACAGAAUGGAAUUAUUGGGAUAUCAUUUGAUGUUAUGUGGUUUGAACCAAUGACAAACUCACCACAAGACAUUGCUGCAACACAAAGAGCACAAGAUUUUCAGUUUGGAUGGUUUAUGGAUCCAUUAUUUUUCGGAGAUUAUCCAAGUUCAAUGAGAAAAAGAGUUGGAAAUAGAUUGCCGAAGUUUUCGGCCUCUGAAGCAGCUUUGAUCAAGGGAUCCUUGGAUUUCGUCGGCAUAAAUCACUACACAACAUAUUAUGCACAACCCAAUGUGACAAAUAUUGUUGGUCUUCUGUUCAAUGAUGCUCUCGCUGACUCCGGCGCCAUCACCCUCCCAUUCAAAGGUUUCAAUACAAUUGGAGACAGGGCAUCAUCGAUAUGGUUGUAUAUCGUACCAAGUGGAAUGAGAAGUUUAAUGAACUACAUCAAAACUAAGUACGGUAAUCCACCGGUUAUCAUCACUGAAAAUGGAAUGGAUGAUCCAAACAACCCAUUGAUUUCCAUCAAAGAUGCAUUGAAAGAUGAAAAGAGAAUCAAAUACCACAAUGACUAUCUUGGGAACUUAUCUGCUGCUAUAAGGGAAGACGGUUGCGAUGUUCGCGGAUACUUUGUAUGGUCUCUUUUGGACAAUUGGGAGUGGGCAGCAGGUUACACUUCAAGAUUUGGAUUGUACUUUGUGGACUACAAAGACAACCUCAAGAGAUAUCCAAAGGAUUCAGUUCAGUGGUUCAAGAAACUACUUGCAACUCCAUAAUAUUUAAUCAUAUCAAAUGCACUACUGUAAAUCUCUCUCUGAUUCAAAGCAAUCAAUUUCUUAGAAAGCUUCAAGAA